AUGUCAACUCUUAAAAGAUGUCAUUUUACAAAUCUAAACAAUGGGUAUAAGUGUGGCUGCUUAAGGUGUAUUCUAAAAAGUGCACCUGACGAUGACGGUUUAUGCAAAGGAUGUGGACAUCACCAAAGCCAUCAUGAAGAUGAUGACGAUAUUUUACAGAGUUUAAAUAAUCUUCAAAAAUUUAAUGAAGCAUUAAUUUCCAUAUUAAAUAAUAAGUACAGUCAAUAUAAUCAAUAUAGGGUACCUAUUCCUGUCCAACAAAACUUUGAAAAUUGGUUUGAGCCUCAAGUAACUCUUCAUUCGGACGAGACCAUGCAUCAAAAUACUCCUGUUCGUCACACAGAUCAGCAAACUAGUCAUCUUGUUGUUCAACAACAUAUUGAACCUCAAAAUCAAUCUCAUAACGUGCUAAAUCAAUCUCCUACACAUAUUUUUGAACAAAAUUCUGUCUCUCAAUCUCUUCCGGUCAAUUAUAUAUCAAAUCAAAUACUAAAUCCAAUGCUUUCUGGUCAAAAUUUUGAUCAAAGUUACGUAAAUCAUAAUAUCGAAGGAUCAUCAAAUAACGUCGCAUCUUUUGCAAACGAGAAGUUUGGUCUAAUUUGUUUAGUUGGUAGUUUAAAAAUACCAAAAAAUUGUGCGAGAUUGGAGAAAGCUGGUUUAAAGAAAGAAAUUUGCUUUAAUAAUGAUUCUAAUGGCCAAAUAAAGAAAGCAAUUGAAGAUAAACUAUCACCUCAUUUAGAAAAUGUAGAUUGGAUGUUUUAUAAAUGUAAAUCAUCAAAACUUGUACCCGCUGAAGAUGUAUCAGUUGUUGAAUGUCGUUAUAAUGAUUUAAAAAGGAUUUCAGGCAGCAGGAAAAAGUUGUAUAUAGGAACAAAAGAUGGGCCAAUUAUUAUGACUUUAACAAAUAAUUUUGAAAUUUAA
Messenger RNA from Rhizophagus irregularis DAOM 181602=DAOM 197198, 921 nucleotides. RefSeq lists its product as uncharacterized. NCBI's taxonomy places the organism in Eukaryota, Fungi, Glomeromycota, Glomeromycetes, Glomerales, Glomeraceae. The record is from RefSeq and is a predicted model, not a curated record.